AAGAGCAUAUCUGGCAGUACGCGGAAGCGCUGCUCAGACCGUGACGCUCUCCAUUCAGGCUUGUGUAUAAAUGUCUAUCGCGCUCAUUUAGACAAUCAGCAGUUACAGUAGUUAUUAACAUCUCGAGGUAAACGCAGCAGCCAUGGCGGGCCGGCUCCCCGCUUGUGUAGUGGACUGUGGCACGGGGUACACGAAGCUUGGUUAUGCUGGUAAUACGGAGCCACAGUUCAUCAUCCCUUCAUGUAUUGCAAUCAAAGAGUCGGCCAAAGUGGGGGACCAGGCUCAGCGGAGGAUGGCGAAGGGAGUGGACGAUCUGGACUUCUACAUUGGAGACGAAGCCAUCGACAAACCCUCCUAUGCCACCAAGUGGCCCAUUCGUCACGGUAUAGUGGAGGACUGGGACCUGAUGGAGCGCUUCAUGGAGCAGAUCAUCUUCAAGUAUCUGCGGGCAGAACCUGAAGACCACUACUUCCUCUUGACUGAGCCUCCCCUCAACACCCCGGAGAACAGGGAGUACACGGCUGAGAUCAUGUUCGAGUCCUUCAACGUCCCAGGCCUCUACAUCGCUGUGCAGGCGGUGCUGGCUCUGGCCGCCUCGUGGACGUCUCGACAGGUGGGAGAGAGGACCCUGACCGGGACAGUGAUCGACAGCGGGGACGGGGUCACUCAUGUCAUCCCUGUGGCUGAGGGAUACGUGAUUGGCAGCUGUAUUAAGCACAUCCCCAUCGCCGGCCGGGACAUCACCUACUUCAUCCAGCAGCUGCUCCGUGAGAGGGAGGUGGGCAUCCCCCCAGAGCAGAGCCUGGAGACCGCCAAGGCCGUCAAGGAGCGCUUCAGCUACGUGUGCCCAGACCUGGUCAAAGAGUUCAACAAGUACGACACCGACGGCUCCAAGUGGAUCAAACAGCACACCGGCAUCAACGCCAUCAGCAAGAAAGAGUUUACCAUCGAUGUGGGCUACGAGCGCUUCCUGGGGCCUGAGAUCUUCUUCCACCCAGAGUUUGCCAACCCGGACUUCACCCAGCCCAUCUCGGAGGUGGUGGACGAGGUCAUCCAGAACUGCCCCAUAGACGUGCGGCGCCCCCUGUAUAAGAACGUCGUGCUGUCCGGGGGGUCCACCAUGUUCAGAGACUUUGGGAGACGCCUGCAGAGGGACCUGAAGAGGACCGUGGACGCGAGGCUCAAAAUCAGUGAGGAGCUCAGCGGAGGAAAGCUCAAGCCUAAACCCAUUGAUGUCCAAGUUAUCACCCAUCACAUGCAGAGGUACGCCGUGUGGUUCGGAGGCUCCAUGCUGGCUUCAACUCCCGAGUUCUACCAAGUGUGUCACACCAAGAAGGACUACGAGGAGAUUGGGCCCAGCAUCUGUCGACACAACCCCGUCUUUGGAGUCAUGUCCUAGGCCGACCGAUCACGACAAAAAGAGAGCGCGGGGGCCGACCAGGAGGCGCUACGGCAAAAACAAACAAACAAACAAACAAAACUACCCACAAGCCUUUGCAACGACGUGCCGCACUUCGGAAAGAAACCGUGGACCAAACAGGAGCGCGACAGAAUUGAGAGGUGAAGAGAAAGUUAAGGGCAAACUGGAAAUAAAUAAUAAUAAAAAAUAAUAUUGGUUUUGCGUACCUCCUAUUGAUACUUUGCAGUGCCAUUAUGCUGGGGGAUUUAGCAUGUAUGUCUAUGGUGAUAUGUGCAGCAGUUACGAUAGUGACACAUGCAGGCAAUUUGAAAACUCAAGAAAAAAUACAAGACUUAUUUAAACACACAUUUCCAGGAGCUUGUGAUCAAUCCGAGAGUCUCAUCAGUCAUCACUAAAACAGUGUUGAAUUACGGACCUUCAGACAGAGCAGUUCCUCUAGUUAGCUUCUCCUCCCCAGGGAAUGUUGAUUAUAUCAGCUGCAAAGUAUCAAUACAUUCUUAUUCCUUAUGUAUAAAUGCAAUUGUGUGUAUAUGGGAUGGGUACUUUUUGCUAUGUGUAAAAAAUACAUUCUAAAAAGAAAAGGGCAUGUUAUGCUUAAGAGAAUUCGGGGUCUUUCAGGAAUAAUAAUUGAAAAAAUGUAAACAAAAAGAGAGACUUAUCUUUUUUGUAUUUUUAAACUUGUGGAAUUAAUGGUUUGGGUAAAAAAUAAAUGGUUAAAAUGUG
Messenger RNA from Boleophthalmus pectinirostris (great blue-spotted mudskipper), 2143 nucleotides. Its product is annotated as actin related protein 3. Gene Ontology annotation, cellular component: actin cortical patch; Arp2/3 protein complex. The transcript has 12 exons. Lineage: Eukaryota; Metazoa; Chordata; Actinopteri; Gobiiformes; Gobiidae. The record is from RefSeq and is a predicted model, not a curated record. Bases 143 to 1399 code for a protein of 418 amino acids. Gene Ontology annotation, molecular function: actin filament binding. Gene Ontology annotation, biological process: Arp2/3 complex-mediated actin nucleation.